This is a messenger RNA of Macadamia integrifolia, 1218 nucleotides long. RefSeq names its product G-type lectin S-receptor-like serine/threonine-protein kinase At5g35370. The record is from RefSeq and is a predicted model, not a curated record. The transcript has 2 exons. The coding region runs from base 1 to 1218 and encodes 405 amino acids. Lineage: Eukaryota; Viridiplantae; Streptophyta; Magnoliopsida; Proteales; Proteaceae.
AUGGGCUCCAUCCUCUUCUCCGUCACCACCUUCUUCUUAUCCUUAGCAAACCUCGCAAGUUGCGAGAGAAUCAACCAUGAAUUCAUCUAUCCAAACCACACUUCUUCAUAUUUUCAAUUCAUCGAUGCCAACGGAGUCUUCUUAAGAUCUCGCAAUGGAACCUUCAAUGCCGCCUUCUUCAAUCCCGGCAGGCAGCAAUCCAAGUACUACCUCUGCAUCCUUCAUUCCACUUCCCAAACCGUCAUAUGGUCAGCUAGUCGUGAUUCCCCCUUCUCCAAAUCCAUCCGACUCUUUCUUUCUCCCCAAGGCAUCGCUGUCACCGACAAAAUCAGCAGCGGCGCCGUCACCGUAAAAUGGUCAACGCAGCCGUUAAAUUCAUCCGUUGCAGCAAUGCAACUCACCGAGACAGGAAAUCUUGCAUUGCUCGAUCAGUUCAACCGUUCUAUUUGGCAGAGCUUCGAUCAGCCCACCGAUACUAUUGUGAUCGGUCAACAACUCCCGGUCGGUAAAUCCUUGGUGAGUUCUCUCUCUGAUUCCGACUACUCAUCUGGGGAUUUCCAAUUCUCGGUUGAUACUUAUGAUGGAUUACUUGAAUGGAAAGGGUCGAAUUAUUGGAAGAUUUCGAUGGAACAGAAUGCUUUUGUUAAUUCAAAUGCUCCGAUAUCGUUCAUGGCCUUAAAUGGCACUGGACUUUAUUUUUAUGGUGAAAAUGGAUCUGUAGUUGUGCUUCAAGUGAUUUUAUCUCCAUCGGAAUUCCGAAUUGCAAAAUUAGGGUUUGGUGGACAGUUCACUAUCAGUAGCUUGUCUUUUAGGUCAACAACUUAUGAGUUUAUGGCACCAAAAGAUAUUUGCCGAAUUCCUUACAUUUGUGGCUUAAUUGGGUUGUGCACUACUGUUACUUCAUCUGGGCAAUAUUCAUGUUCAUGUCCUUCCGGGUUCCAAAACAUCAAUCAAGGAUGCUUCCCAUCUGAUGCCUCUCUUUCCUUGCCUUCUGCUUGUAAUGACACCGAUAGUGUUCAAUCAUCGACGGUAUCUUACACUAGUCUAGUUUUUUGCAAUCCCAACUUCAGUUUUCUCUUAGAUUUCUUUACGGUUGUUUUCCUUAUAAUUGAGCACAGCUCUGAAGUGAGACCCUAUAAGGGAGCUACUGGUGGGUUAUGCACGGCUGUUUUUAUCUUGGAGGUUGAUUCACAAGAACCCAUUUGCAUUAUAAAGUGA